Messenger RNA from Chara braunii, 1845 nucleotides. NCBI's taxonomy places the organism in Eukaryota, Viridiplantae, Streptophyta, Charophyceae, Charales, Characeae. The record is from the annotation of a GenBank genome assembly.
AGCGAUAAUGCAACUGGCAGUUUCCUCUGCGGUUUCUUCUUCUAUGGUGGCUUGUGUAAUAGCAGAGUAGCUAUGGCGGGAGGCAAUGGCGUGCGGCAGCAGCUCACUGCUGCCAGAGUUCUGCCUGCAACUGCAUUCCAAAGCUGCAGGCUUGUUGUGGGAGGAAGGGGAGAGACGGGUGGUGACUAUGUGGAGAAGAUUUCAGCUGCCGCAGGACUGGGAUCGUCAGUUGUGCCGAAACUGCAGCUCGAGGUGCGAGUGCUCUCAGGUUCAUCCUCGCUGUUGGGCGGUGGUUGGGGGCUCUCUGACGUGUCAGAUCCSGAUGUUGUUGCGGAUAAGCAUAUGGMUUAUCAUAACAAAGCGCAUGGGUAUACAAGGGGGGUCGGCAGGGGGUCCCAUCCUAGCCCCCUCAGGUUGCAGAGCCAGCAGCAUCAGCAAGGGCUUAGGGGAUGCAGGGGGACAUUGGGUAUGCGGGUAAACACAAAACAGCCCGUUUUAGGAAAGUUGGAUCCACACGGACUGAGGACAUGGUCAGCAGCACUGGCAGGUGACAUGCACAAAACAACCUUGUUUAGGAAAGUUAGCAUUGCUUGUGCUGCAACUGCAUCAAAGAAAGACGGUGCCUUGAGCUCCGGCGGCCUAGGGCAACCAGUGAAGGAGGAGAAGGAGAAGGAGGUGGUACCUCCCCUCUCAACAAGUGCAGCAUCUGGUAAAGUAGAUCAGAGUGCUAUGCGGUCAUUGAAGGGCACGGGGGUGCUGAGUUUCUAUCAAACUCUGUCGUCGUUGGGGCUGGGACCUCUGAAGAGGAGGAGCGUUGGCACGCUGCAACUCAACAUUAGGCUGUAUUGCAAUCAAGCAUGCGCUCACUGCCACGUGGAAAGCUCUCCUCUGCGCACCGAGAUGAUGGAUCACAGGACGGCAGAGCAUAUCGUUAAUCUCCUAGAGAGGAGCAAAGAGAUCGCCGUUGUAGAUCUGACUGGCGGUGCUCCGGAGUUGAAUCCUGCGUUCCGAUACCUUGUGAAAGAGGCCCGACAACUCGGAAAGGAAGUGAUAGAUCCGUGUAAUCUGAUGGUUCUCUUCGUGGAAGGCACAGAACACCUAGCCGAUUUCCUUGCUGAGAAUCAGGUUCGUGUUGUUGCCUCCCUCCCUUGCUACACCGCGGUGAACGUCUCCGAGCAACGAGGCGGAGGGGUGUUCGAGAAGAGUAUCGCAGCCCUCCAGAUGCUAAAUUCUCUGGGUUAUGGCAAAGAAGGGUCCCCUCUGCAGCUUGAUCUGGUAUACAACCCCUUGGGGGCUUUCCUUCCUGCGGCACAGGAUGUCUUGCAGGCAGCCUACAAGACGAAACUGUUCGAGGCGUACGGCAUAACCUUUAAUAACCUGUUCACUGUCACGCCAAUCAAAAGGUUCGCCGACUAUCUGUAUCGCAAAGGGGAGAUGGAAUCCUACAUGAACCUGCUCCUCAGCAGCUUCAACCCGGCGGCAGUAGAUGGCGUCAUGUGUAGGGAUAUGGUCAGCGUCGGAUGGGAUGGGGCCUUGUUUGACAGUGAUUUCAACCAGCAAUUGGGGGAGGGAGUGGGAGGGCAAUCCGUGCCAUCGACCGUGUUUGAUCUGAAGUCGUUCGAUCAGCUGAUCGGCCGACCAAUCGCCGUAGACGGUCACUGUUAUGGCUCACGGCGGGCCAUGGGUCGAGUUGCACUGGAGCUUUGACCACAUGAUUGAAGUAGUACUGCGCAUUGGUAGAAAAAAAAAAUUGUUAUUCCUAAGUCAUGCUCCCGCUUAACUAACAGACAUUCAUGUAGGCUUCCUGCAAACCAUUCAUUCAUUAAAUAAAAGUCUAUUAAACAC